Messenger RNA from Heterostelium album PN500, 1386 nucleotides. RefSeq names its product ESCO family N-acetyltransferase (gene eco1). The coding region runs from base 1 to 1386 and encodes 461 amino acids. The transcript has 2 exons. Gene Ontology annotation, molecular function: protein-lysine-acetyltransferase activity. The record is from RefSeq and is a predicted model, not a curated record. Gene Ontology annotation, biological process: mitotic sister chromatid cohesion. Lineage: Eukaryota; Evosea; Eumycetozoa; Acytosteliales; Acytosteliaceae. Gene Ontology annotation, cellular component: nucleus; chromatin.
AUGACAUUGUUAGUAUCACAAGUUUCACCAACUAAGGAAAUUGGUUUUAAAAGAUCUAUCGUUGAUCUUUUUAAAUUAGAUAAAAAUAAUAACGAUAACAAUGAUAAUAAUUCAGAUAGUAACAACAAGCAAGUAGAUACAAAGAAAACAAAACUACAACAUGAUACAGCACAUUCUAGUUUAAUUAAAUCGCUUGCACUCUCACCAGCUAAACCAAAGAAACAACUUAAACAAACAACUUUACAAUUAACAACAAAAGUUAAUUCUUCAUCAAAAUCUGAAAAACCAAUAAAAUUACAAUUCACAUCAUCAUCGACAUCAUCUACCACAGAAGAAUCGGAAAUAAUAAAUAAAUCAAAUAACAGUAAUAAAGAUAAUAAUAAUAAUAAUAAUAAUAAUAAUAAUAAUAAUAAUAAUAAUAAUAAUAAUAAUAAUAAAGAUAAAGAAGAUGAUGAUUCAUCACCGUUUAAUUCAACUUCAAUUUUGGAUUCUUUAAUUACAACACCAAGAAAGAAUAAGAACUUGGUGGGCGUAUCGAGAGAUUGGGAUUGGAAAGGUGCUUCUCACAAGAAAUUUACAGUUUCACCACUUAAUUUUAUCGAUACAAAGGUCGGCAGUGGAGUAUCGACACCAAAGAAGAAGAAACAACCGUCUUCUACAAUGUACAUGGAGUCCACCCAAGACGAAUUGGAACAGAGUUUUAUAAAUGCAGGUCCAAAGAAAUUCGGACAGACCAUGUGUCCAAAGUGUAAGAUGAUCUACUUUAAAGGAAGUUCGGAGGAUGAGAGAACACAUUCCAAACAUUGUAAUGAGCAAUCACAAUCUCAAAAGAUUACAAUCAAGAAUUGGAGAUCUUCAGCAAAGAUUUUAAAUUCAUUCUCUAAUGAUGAAGGAAUUAUUUUGGUAUCGAGCGAUGAGGAGAACACAUUACUUAGGAACAAGUUGGAAUCGGUCAAGGCCAUGGUUAAUAAGGAGCUGGGUUACUUUGAUCCUGGAAACGGUGAAGACUCUGCCAGCGAUGAGAUAGAGGAGAAGUUCUUUUUAUAUCUGGAUGCCGACAGUCGAGUGAUUGGUUUUGCAGCAGCUGAGAACGUCACAAGAGGAUAUCGUAUCAAAGAGAAUAGCGAUACCAACGAUCAUACCAUCCAGUGCGAAGACAAUCCAACCAGCAUUAAAUGUGGAGUCAAUCGUAUUUGGACUUUGAAAUCUAAACUCAGACAAGGAAUUGCAACGAAAUUGAUGGAUAGUAUUUGUCGUAACAUGCUCUAUCGAUGCUUUAUCGAAAAGAACCAGAUAGCAACGACCACGCCAACAGCUUCAGGUAUGAAAUUCUUUGCCAAUUAUUUCGAAACAACCUAUUUCCCAUUGUACAAAUUGAAAAAAUGA